GGGGUCGGAGUGGCUCCUUCUACUUCCGGGUGGGCGGUCGCCAUGGCGAGCAAUGCCGCCAGCCUCAACGCCGUGCGGGAGACGAUGGACGUUCUGUUUGAGAUUUCAAGAAUAUUAAACACUGGGUUGGAUAUGGAGACCUUGUCUAUUUGUGUACGGCUUUGUGAACAAGGUAUCAACCCAGAAGCACUGUCUUCUGUUAUUAAAGAACUGCGUAAGGCUACCGAAGCUCUAAAGGCUGCUGAAAAUAUGACAAGCUGAUGUGGUAGAAGCCUUCUUCGUGAGAAGAAUUCAAAGUUGUAGAGCUAAUAAAGGAUUUGAACAUUGGCCACUCCUCAGAAAAAACAAAGUGAAAUUGUAUCUGAAGGUUUCAGAAUAUCUCUAUAUGUCAUCUUGAAAAAGGCAAUGUAUGGAAGAGCUUAAAGUUUGGUUUUCUUAAAUAAGCCCACCAAUAAUCUUACUGCACCUGAAUACUUGGUUAUUUUUAUGAACCAAGAGUGAAUUUAGUGCAAUUGUUCUUCUUCAGCAUCCAGGAGUUUUAAACAGUGUCAGAGAUUGAAGGCUUGCUGAAAUUGCUCGUAUGUAACAGUGAAUGUUGUUAUCAUGAAUAUAGCUUGUUAAUGCGUCCUUUAGAAGUGCCAUUGUGUUCUGUUUGUUCCUAUUGUAUUGGUGUGAAAAUAUGUGGAUGCUUUUAUCUGUAGGAAAGAUAAGAAAGAGAAGCCCCUAUUGAUGUGAUUUUAGUUACAGUAUAGAUGAUGACUUAAAUGACUUAAGUUGCGUUCUGAAAGUAAGAAAUAAAGCACUUCUGCUUAUCAAGAUAA
This is a messenger RNA of Gallus gallus (chicken), 821 nucleotides long. RefSeq names its product mitotic spindle organizing protein 1 (gene MZT1). Gene Ontology annotation, biological process: mitotic spindle assembly; gamma-tubulin complex localization; microtubule nucleation by interphase microtubule organizing center. The coding region runs from base 43 to 261 and encodes 72 amino acids. The transcript has 3 exons. Lineage: Eukaryota; Metazoa; Chordata; Aves; Galliformes; Phasianidae. Gene Ontology annotation, cellular component: gamma-tubulin ring complex; spindle; centrosome. The record is from RefSeq and is marked validated.